Molecule: messenger RNA, 1469 nt
Organism: Ambispora leptoticha
Lineage: Eukaryota; Fungi; Glomeromycota; Glomeromycetes; Archaeosporales; Ambisporaceae
Source: the annotation of a GenBank genome assembly
UGGAAAAUAAUUUUGCACUUUGUAAUACUGAGACUAAACCAACUGAUAAAACUGCUCUUUAUAUUGGCAGAACAGGCAACGGCAAGUCAACAUUGGCUAAUGUUCUAGUCAAUAAAAAUAGAGAAUUUGAAGAAAUUUUUAAAGAGGGACACGGUAGCACUAGUGAAACAAGAGAAAUAAGAGAAAAAACAUUUGAAACAAAUGGAAUAGAAUACUGUAUAAUUGAUACGCCAGGAAUAGGUGAUACAAAAGUGUCAGAAAUUGAUGUAGUAAAUGAAAUAGUUAAAGUUCAUGAUAAAGUCAAAGAUGGACUAAGUCAAAUUUUGUUUGUGAUCAGCAAAAAGUUUACUAAGGAGGAAGAAGAAGUGCAUAAUAUUUUAAGUUAUGUAAUUUUUAAUAGUGAAAUUUCUAAAUACACCACUAUUGUAAGGACUGGUUUUUCUGGGUUUAGAAAUGUUGAAAAAUGUGAAGAAGAUAAAAAAAAGAUAGAGAAAGAAAACCCUAGUCUCGCUAAAUUAAUUAAAUCAUGCAAGAAAAUUAUUUAUGUAGAUAAUCAACCUUUAACUGAUGAUUAUGAGAAGGAUGAAAUAACUAUUAAUAAAAGUAAAAGAGAAAAAUCUAGACAAAAAUUAUUGGAACACCUAGAGACUUGUAAAAAAAUUUAUAAACCUGACAAUAUAGAGAUAAUCCAAGAAAGAAUUAGUGAUCACUAUAUGGAAGAAAAAGAAAAAUAUAAGGAUUAUGGAUUGUGUUCAGAAUGUAAUCAAUCUAACACUGGGAGUGCUUAUGGAAUUGAUGAUUAUGAUGGCGUUGUCAAAUGUCAUGGAGUUUCUCAAGAUCCAGAAACCAACGACUAUAUAAUGGUAAUGGAUUACAUUGAAGGUGGCAAUCUUAGAAAAUACUUGAGUGUUAGUAAGUUAAAUUUUAGAGACAAACUUUGGCAAUUAAGGCAUGUUGCAAAAGGACUAAAAAGCAUUCAUUACAAAAAAUUAAUUCACCGAGACCUUCAUGCAGGCAACAUACUAAUUUCUAAUAACAAUGUGUGUCUAAUUACUGACCUAGGUUUAUGCCGACCGGUUGAUGAGAAAGAUGAUGAAGCCGAAGAGUUUAAUAAAAAAUUAGCAGAUACUGUAACUAUAGGAAAAAGAAAAGACAGUGAAUCUCACCUUAACCUUGAUCCUCUUUACUAUCAUCCCAAUGCUUUUUAUACCAGUCGUUUAUUAGACUUUAAAAAUUUACCCGAACCCCAAAACUCUAAAGAAAUCAAUUAUGAGUUCUAUUCUCGGGUCUUGUCGAUUGAUUUUGCUGAACUCAACAUUAAGGAUAAUGAAAUACCUAAAAGGUUGAGGUCAAUGUCAAUGGAAGAAGCCUAUCAAAAAGAAACCAAAUCAGUUAAAUUAGAUAAAAUAGCAGAAAAAAAAGAAUUUAAAUCUGAACCAACGGAAAUAGAUGAUAAUACUCAAAACUGA